AUGGCGAGGGUUCCACAAGCCAACGCAAACCCCAAGCUUCUGCGCUGGCUCAGGGGAGGCCGCCUUUAUAGUCAGUCGCCUUUGCCAUGCAGCGCAGGCGCGCUGGAGCCCGGACCGCGCUCGCCGAGCCUGCAGGUUCCCGACUUCCGGUUCCGAGGGGACCCAGAGGCGAGACUGAGACUAAUGGCGGCGUCCGUGAAGCAAGCCACCGGGGGCGUUGAAGAGACCGCGGCGGAAGAGGAACCGCGAGUUCUGGAACCCGGGGCCGCCCCAUUCGGAAAUUUCCCUCAUUAUUCCCGCUUCCACCCUCCAGAGCAACGGCUCCGCCUCCUGCCUCCAGAGCUGCUUCGCCGGCUCUUCCCUCAGAGUCCCGAGACAAGGCCGAUCCUGGGGCUCGACGUGGGGUGUAACUCCGGGGAUCUGAGUGUGGCUCUAUACAAACAUUUCCUUUCCCUACAUGAUGGGGAGACCUGCUCAGAUGCCUCAAGAGAACUCCAUCUCCUCUGCUGCGACAUAGAUCCAGUCCUGGUGGAACGAGCUGAAAAAGAAUGCCCUUUUCCGGAUGGCUUGACCUUUAUCACCCUGGACUUCAUGAAUCACAGGACCCGGAAAGUUCUCUUGAGCUCUUUCUUAAGCCAGUUUGGACGCUCAGUUUUUGAUAUUGGCUUCUGCAUGUCAAUAACCAUGUGGAUUCAUCUGAACCAUGGGGACCAAGGCCUUUGGGAGUUCCUGGCCCACCUUUCUUCCCUGUGCUGCUACCUCCUUGUGGAACCACAGCCCUGGAAGUGUUAUCGGGCAGCUGCAAGGCGUCUCCGGAAGCUGGGCCUCCAUGAUUUUGACCACUUCCGCUCCCUAGCUAUCCGAGGUGAUAUGGCCAAUCAGAUUGUGCAGAUCUUGACCCAGGACCAUGGCAUGGAAUUAGUAUGCUGCUUCGGCAACACCAGUUGGGACCGAAGCCUUCUGCUCUUUAGGGCAAAACAAGCCACAGAGACUCAUCCGAUCCCUGAAUCACUGAUAGAAGAAGGGAAAGAAAGGAACAGAAUAAGAUUCUAGAGACAAUGAGAUGGGAGGGAGGAUAGAGAUAUUGAAAGGGUUUUAUGCAAAGAAUUAAGUUCAUUCUCCUUAACUCCUGAUAGUUAGGCAGCUUUAAAACUUGGCAGAAGCUUUUUAAAUGUCCAGGACAUGCAAUGAAAAGAAUCAGUAUCUUCCUCAUUUGGGGGGAUGAUCCCUGAGGAGAAUAUUCAUGUGAGGCAAUGAUCUGUCCUAUCUGGAAUGACCUAGAGAAAGUGAUCCUGGUUCUGGGAUAUGCAAGGGGCUGCCUUUGGUGGUUAUUUAGGAAGACUUAGACCAGGUUAGCCUUAGAAUGUCCCUUCCCUGGUCUCCUUAAAUCUGAUCUGCCUUCUUCAGGCUUCUUCUAGACUUACUCAUCCUGUCUAUGAGACAAAACCUCACAAUACAAUCUGGAAUGAAAAGUCACUGGGCUGGCUAAAGGAGAAGCUUUGGUAGGAAGAACAUCUUUCCAAAGCAGGUCAAGUUGCCAACAUGCCCAGGCUGAGCACAGCAGUUAUAGAUACAGUACUAACCAAGAUGCAUCGACUAGCAUUUAAAAGAUAUUUAAAAGAUUAAAUUAUGAACUCAAAAUCCAACCGGUACAAAUGAAAUGAAUGAAGUGGGAUUGUAUACAGUAUAUACAAUUAUAUUUUAUAUAUAAUAAAAGUGACUUGAGUAUGGUUGAGAAUGCCCUGUGAAUCUGGAGUAGAAAAGAAAUUUCUGCCUUUAACCACUCUACCCAUGGAGGUUUCAACUCAAGAAAAAGAACCUCACCCAAGCUCAAAACAGAAAACAUGCCAGCGAGUAAGUUAAUUCAGGAUAUUUUUUGUCAGUGUCUUCUGUCAAAGCACACCAGUAUGGAGGUAGGGGGCAUAUACCAGUAUGGGGGUGGGAAUACGUGCAGAGAAGCCUACACAAAAUGCAGCCUACAAUUGGAUGGCUACAGCGUCAGUGCUGUGGGAUAGGUGUCACUGAUGUCUGGCAGGUGUUGAUUUUUAAAACACCCAUGAGUCCACUUCAAGGGAAAGUGGAAGAUAGAGAAGAUGUGGUGGAGAGAAGAUGGAAAAAUAAAACAUACCUAGCUAAGAAGGGAGAUUGGAUUGAUGAGCUUCACAAUCUCUAAGAUCCUAUUAUUUUCUGAGUUGAUGUUAUAGAAGGAGGAACAGGGAACAAGAGAGUCUGAACCACCAAUUAGAGGUUGGACUUCUUGAAGAAGUUAGUAAAAGUUCCUACUAAGGAAUUUGAACUUUAUGCAGAGAGAGCAGAAGCCAGAGCAGUUCCUAAAUAAUAGGAGGAUGGAACCAAAACCUUCAUUUAGGAAAACCAAUUUUUCUAUUUUGUGCAGGAUAAUUGUAUGGUUGGUGCCAUUUCCAGUCUCAGUUAGACUCUAAUACUACUUCUCAGUCUUUUUAUAUUGCUGCUCCUGAUCACUUUUAUCCUAGAGACUCUUCCAGACUUUUACCCUUCUGCAGGCAGGCUCUUGACUCUAUUCCUGCUCCAUUAAUCUAAGCAGGUGACCUAACCACCAACUAGUGCCAUUUUUGUUUACUGUGUCAGGAAGUCUUUUCUUGCCCUCAGUCUUGAACCCCUUCAUCUUCCCUUGUUUUCACUUCUAAACUUACCCAGUGAGCUUUUACCCAAAUAACCUCUGCCUAAGUUCCAGAUCCCAACCUCUACUACCUCUCCCAAACUGUAUUUUAUUAAGGAUCCCCUUGGUGUCUCCUUGGCCUCAUUGAACCUUGCUGUCCACCUACCAACAUGCUCAGUUCUCGCUCACCUUCAAAACCACCAACUUUUCCUGUGUCCUAUCUCCCUCUCAGCCUUAUGCAAUCUCCAUCUCUUCACCACCAUACAUGAGCAAAGCCCUUGAAAGAAUACAUGCCACCGCCUCUGCUCCCUCAUCUCCCAUUCAUCAGUAGCCACCUGAAUGCCAUAUUUUGAGGCCUCUUUCCAGUCUUCCUCCUGGGCCAUGGAACCAUUCAACACUAUUGACUCCUUCCUUACUGAACCGCGCUCCCUUUGAUUCUCUGCCAUUCUGUGCUAUUAUUCUCUUCCAAUCUCUUAGUUUCUCUCUACACCUUAAGCAAUUGGUUCACAUUUUAAUUUGCAUAAGCAUUACCUGGGGGAGUCCUGGAUUCAUCUCUAGAAGCUGUGAUUCAGGUCAGAAAUGGGGCUUAGGAUUCUGGUUUGGUUUGAUUUGGGUUUUUUUGCAAUUUUUAUUGUGGAAAAAUAUAUGUAACAUAGAAUGUACAGUUUUAACUGUUUUUAAGUGUAUAUUCUGUGGCAUUAAAUACAUUCACAAUGAGGAAUCUUUUUAACAGGCAUGCCAUAUGAUUAUGAUGCAAGUCAAAACAGACCACACUUUGACGCUUAGGAUCCCUUAGGGUCCAUCCAGUCCUCUUCUACAUUUUUUUCCUGGGGUGAGUUCCUCCACUCCCAUACCUUUAACAACUACCUAUAUGCUAAUAACCCCCAAUAGUUAUAAGCCCCACCUUCACAAUUCCAGAUUAAUAUUUUUCCUGUUUUGUAGUCAUACUCCCCUAGAUAGUUCUUUGGCACCUCAAAUUCAACAUAUCCCAAAAGCAAACUCAUUACCCUCAUUCCAAACCUAAUCCUAUCUCAAUUGUUGGCAUCCACCCAUUGCUCAAGCUUCAAACUUCAGUUAAUUCUCCUCAUUUAUACUUCCCACACUGAAACAGUCACAAAGUCCAGUGAAUUCUACCAAUAACAUGUAAGUUCCACUUAUUUCAUCCAUGUGGCUGAUGCCUACCAAAGGUUUCUAUGUUAAAUCCUCUACCCUCCAAUCCAUUCUGUCUUGCUGCUAGUGUUCCCUUUCUCAAAUAUCUAGCUAUGCUAGUAUUAUGCUUAAAAACCUUCAGUGGUUUCCUAGUGCCUAGAGUCCUGUCCUUUAUCCAGUGCCUAAACCAAUAUUGUUCAAUAAGGUAGCCGCUUGCUAUUUAAAUUUAAAUUAAGGAAAAUGAAAUAAAAUUUAAAAUUCAGCUCCUCCAUCCUACUAGCCACAUUUCAGGUGUUCAGUAGCCCUGUGUGACUAGUGACUACCUUAUUGGACAGCACAGAUAUAGAAAAUUUCCAUUGUUGCAGCAAGUUGUACAGGACAGUGCUAGUCUUCAUGCCUUUCCUCUACACAUCAGCCACACUGAACUUCUUAGCACAAACUCCUGCUUCCCUUCUCUCUUCCCCAGCUCUCCCACUUUGCAAUGUGGUUCAACUGUUUGUCCUAAAAAUGGCUCAGAUGUUACAUUUUCUCAAAAAUCUUCCCCAACUCCUAUAGCAGUUUGCAUUUGUUACUAUAUUCUAGUGAGGACUUUGCAUAGAGGCCUCUAUCACAGUGUUUACCUCAUCAUAUUAUAAUUGUUUCUGUGCCUCUUCCCCACCACCAGGAGACUGAGCUCCUCAAGCCCAACUUAUUUUUGUAUACCUAAGCCUAGCUCAAUGUCUGACACAUGGCAGGCAGCUGAGAAUUACUUGUUGAAUGAAUAUAUGAGUGAACAAAAAAGAAAUGCACCCGAAUUCAAGUACUGAGAAGAAAAGGGAGAUCUAUGAUUCGGCAAAAGACUGCCCAGGAUACUGUAAAAAUGGGGAGAAAUUAGAAAUUCGAGAGGAGGAUAAGGUUAGCCUUUGGCAUGGAUUUUUGAGUUAUGUUUCCCAAACAUCUUUGAGAUAAGAUGUCCAUUUCAAGGCCUUCAUUAUUGAUAGUUUGGGAGAGGACAGUGGAUAAAGACUAGAUGUAAAAAUUUGGAAGUCAUUCACAUAGAAUGAUUGAGAUUUAAUGAGUAGUAAAUUUAAAAAGUAAGUGGAUAUAAUAGGAGGGGACAAGAUCCUAGGCUUGGGGGCUGCUAAUACUUCUUGAGUGAGGAAGAAAGGAAGAACCAAAAGAGGUCUGGUUAGGGCUUCCCUGGUGGCACAGUGGUUAGGAAUCUGCCUGCCAAUGCAGGGGACACGGGUUCAAGCCCUGGGCUGGGAAGAUCCCACAUGCUGCGGAGCAGCUAAGCCUGUGUGCCACAACUACUGAGCCUGCGCUCUAGAGCCCGCGAGCCACAACUACUGAAGCCCAUGUGCCUAGAGCCAGUGCUCCACAAGAGAAGCCACUGCGUUGAGAAGCCCACACACCGCAACAAAGAGUAGCCCCCAAAUAAGAGGUCUGGUUAGAAACAGGAAAAUAAGAAAACAGAAAAAGAUAAUAAUAUAGCACCGUGUGCCAGACAACAGAACUUUUAAAAUCCUUAACCCUAUGGGGUAGAUACUAUUAUCAUCCUCAUUUUGCAGAUGUUGGAACUGAAGCACACACAGGUUAAGUGACUCUCCCAAGGUCACAUACCUUGUAAGUGGCAGAGCUGGGCUUACCUAAGCAGUGUAGCUGCAGAGACUGGGCCUUGGCUACUAUGCCUUGAAAUGUCAUAGAAAUCAAGACUGAGAAGAGACUCCAGAGAGCCAGUGUAAAAGAGCAUGGACCUUGGAGUUACUGUGCUUCCUCAAAUUAUGUGUUCAGACCUGGGAAUAAGAGACCCAGCCAGGCCACUCUUAGCUAUCCCUGAUGUUCUUAGAAUUCCCCUCGCAGAAAUCAGGCCUAAUUUUAGGUUGAGUACCUAGCAGCACCCCUGCUGCUGUCUACCAGUUAAAUAGGCACAUAUAGCAAACAUAGACACUCUUACGUCUCCAUAAGUCCUAACUACCCUCUUACUGUACCCUUGACUUGACAGCAACCCUGACCUUCCCCUGAAUUCCCAAUCUACCCCUAGCUUUGACUUCUGGGUAGGACCUCAAAAAAGUGGGUUUCAUGCUCAGGAGGUAGGGAUUCCAAGGCCAACUCUAGGAUGUAUUAAGAUCCCAAGAUCAGUUAGAUCCUCCUCAGCCUUCUGGGAUUGAGUUUGGCCUGGGAACAGAGCAGUGGAAAGAACAUCAGGUUUGGAAUCAGGAUCUGCCAGUAACUUAUUGUAUGACCACCCUAUUCAAUUCACUUAACCUUUCUGAGCCUCAGUUUACUCAUAUGUACAACUGAAAUAACAAGACCUUCCUUUUCCUAUGCCCAAAUGUGCUAAAGGAUAUGAAGGUAAUUUGCAGAAUAUGGAUUGUUAAACAAAGUGCUGUUACAUUCUAAGCAUGCUAGAGACCACAACCAUGCCUGUUAGAUCAAAGACUUACGAGAAAAACAUCUCAUCUCUGUAGAAAACAUGCAUCCUACUAUUUCAAAUAAUUUGUUUUUUAAGAUGAGGGAGUAAUAAGUAGUUCAACUUCAGCCUACAGAGCAUUUUAAAGGAAGCAGCGCUGGGAGGGAGAGAGUGAUCCUUGCUAAUGGAAAUGAGGUUUAUGAUGGUCUCAGAGUGAUAACAGUGAUUACAGACGUGAAUUUACCUGCUUCUCUGUAGAUGUUAAUUUAAGAACACUUUGAAACCUUGUGACCCUGCUGGUGCUCUCUCCCUUCACCAAGGCAGUGCAAAGAAAUAUAUAUGGUGCUGUGGCAGGCUGAAUACUGGUCCUCCAAAAUGUCCACAUCCUAAUCCCUGGAACGUGUGAACGCUACCUUAGAUAGCAAAACGGACUUUGUAGAUGUGUGCAGUUGUGUAGAUUACGGAUCUUGAUUAAGGAUUUUGAGAUCAAGAGAUUAAUCUGGAUUAUCAGGGUUGGCCCUAAAUGUAAUCACAAGUGUCCUUAUAAGAGGAAGGCAAAGGGAGAUUUGACCACAGUAGAUGUCAUGACAGAAGCAGGAGGUUGGAGUAAUGUAAGCAAGGGCUGCAAGCCAAGAAAUGUAGUUAGAAAAGGCCAGGAAAUGGAUUCUCUCCAGAAGCCUCCAGAAGGAAUGCAGCCCUGCCAAUACCUUGAUUUUAGACUUCUGAUCUGUAAGAGAAUAAAUUUGUGUUGUUUUAAACCACUAA
Molecule: messenger RNA, 6944 nt
Organism: Balaenoptera ricei (Rice's whale)
Lineage: Eukaryota; Metazoa; Chordata; Mammalia; Artiodactyla; Balaenopteridae
Gene: BCDIN3D
Product: BCDIN3 domain containing RNA methyltransferase
Exons: 2
Coding region: 1-1053 (350 amino acids)
Biological process (GO): negative regulation of pre-miRNA processing; miRNA metabolic process
Cellular component (GO): cytoplasm
Molecular function (GO): O-methyltransferase activity; RNA methyltransferase activity
Source: RefSeq, a predicted model, not a curated record